AUGGCCACCAUCACUGCAGUCCAGUUACGCGAACUUUCGUUCACCAAAGAAACCCUGGGAAAAUUCAGCGGCGAUGUCUUCUUUAGUCAAAUGAUACACAAAGACGAGCAUAUCUCAAUCCUUGAUGUCAAGUUCUCGCCCUGUUCUCGGACAGACUGGCAUGGUCAUGAGAAAGGUCAGCUUCUUGAAAUAACCACCGGAUCUGGGUGGGUAUGUGAUAAAGGAAAAGAGCCCCGGAAACUAUCAGCUGGUGAUAUCAUUUGGUGCCCUCCUGGUAUAAUUCAUUGGCAUGGCUCUGCUGAUGACAGUUUGAUGAUUCAUCGCGCCAUUUCGUUUGGGGGCAUGGAUUGGUAUGAUCCAGUCUCGGAGGAUGACUUGAAGAACACUCAUUAA
Molecule: messenger RNA, 393 nt
Organism: Penicillium angulare
Lineage: Eukaryota; Fungi; Ascomycota; Eurotiomycetes; Eurotiales; Aspergillaceae
Product: cupin domain-containing protein
Exons: 1
Coding region: 1-393 (130 amino acids)
Biological process (GO): regulation of DNA-templated transcription
Source: RefSeq, a predicted model, not a curated record